AUGCUGAAGAAGGAGAGUUCCCAUUUCAAGCAAGUGUCACUGCAGUAUGGCGGCAGUCAUUACUGUGGUGCUACAGUUUUAUCUCCUGAGUACGUCCUCACAGCUGCUCACUGCAUCUUUGGUAACAGCAUUGAUGACUACAGUGUUCGAGCAGGAACCAACACUUAUUACACAGGAGGCACUGUCCACAGAGUUAUUGAGUGGGCUUAUCACGAGAACUACGUGAAUGAAGCUUACUGGAAUGAUGAUAUUGCUGUUGUCAAGGUGAGACCAGAUAUCAUAUUGGGUGACAACAUAAAGCUAACCACACUUCCUCCUCCUGGUGAUGAACCUAAAGGUGGAGCUGCAAGCGUGGCUAUUGGCUGGGGAUCUGGAUGUUAUGGCUGUGCAGGAAUUCCUAACCUGCAGAAAGUUAACUUGAAGAUCUAUUCACACGAAGAUUGUCUAGAUAUCUAUGGGUUCGGACCUACGACUGACAUGGUCUGCUCAGGUAUUCCAGAGGAAGAGAAGGGUGUUUGCAGUGGUGACUCUGGCGGUGCUCUCCUUGUUGACGGCAUCCAAGUUGGCAUAACCUCAUGGACCCGGGUGCCCUGUGCAGAGUAUCCUGCAGUGUGGACCAAGGUUUCCCACUAUCGUGACUGGAUUGCAGAAAAGACAGGAGUGUAAUCUGUAAGACAA
Molecule: messenger RNA, 678 nt
Organism: Zootermopsis nevadensis
Lineage: Eukaryota; Metazoa; Arthropoda; Insecta; Blattodea; Termopsidae
Source: RefSeq, a predicted model, not a curated record